AUGUCGAAGACCACAAACUCCCGCCGCAUUUCCAGGAGCAACAAGGUUGACGUACCGCUCGAAUUGGAGAUGUGCCCCCAUAUCACUAUGGCACUCAACGGCGUCGAGAUAUGCACAUAUAACAGAGGGAGCCAUCAUUCUCUGUGCAAGCUAGAUGAGCGCAUUGCUUUAAUAUCUGAGGCUACUCGCGAAAAUGGUGGAGUCUACCUGCAUUUUAAUCAAAUUGGGUGCGAUGGCGAUAGAUUGUGCUACUAUGGUUGUGCAAUGAUCUUCGUCAACGGCAACAUCGUGAGGCAGUCAAGUCAGUUCUCGCUCAAUGAGGUCGAAGUCGUCACUGCAGCUAUCAAUCGGCCAAUCGCUCCCUCGCGCGGUCUCCAAGCCGUGGCAGCCCAGCCCCGCAAUAUGAGCGCAUCGAGCUGGAUUUCGCUUUAUCGCGCGAUGACGAUGAUGUUGAUUUGCAGCUCAGGUACCAACUCGAUAUCACGACCUGGAGGAGUUAUUACGCUCGGGCCUGCCUGUUUGCUCUGGGGCUACCUAAGGCGCUCAAAGUCUGCAGGCUAUUUCAUUCCGCUCUCAAGUGGUAUAGAUAGCUGUGCUACAGCCACGCUUGUAUACUCAACGUGCCGUUUUGUCAUUGCGGCGAUAAAUGGAGGUAAUCAACAGGUCAUCGAAGAUACUAAGCCUAUUGCCGCUUUUUCUGAGAACCUUCCCGGGGCUGCUGAAGAGCUUUGCAAUCAGGUACUUUGCAUUUGCUACAUGGGAAUGGAAAAUCAGAGCAGCAAAGAAACUCGGGAUCGUGCCAAAGCUCUGUCCGAUCGGAUAGGAUCAUAUCACACCGAUGUGAAUAGUUUCAAUUCGACGAGGAAUAUUUCAACUCAGGCCACUGGCUUCGAGCCUAAUUUCUAA
Messenger RNA from Penicillium soppii, 906 nucleotides. RefSeq lists its product as uncharacterized. Gene Ontology annotation, biological process: NAD+ biosynthetic process. The transcript is spliced from 4 exons. NCBI's taxonomy places the organism in Eukaryota, Fungi, Ascomycota, Eurotiomycetes, Eurotiales, Aspergillaceae. Gene Ontology annotation, cellular component: cytoplasm. Bases 1 to 906 code for a protein of 301 amino acids. The record is from RefSeq and is a predicted model, not a curated record. Gene Ontology annotation, molecular function: glutaminase activity; NAD+ synthase (glutamine-hydrolyzing) activity.